Molecule: messenger RNA, 6747 nt
Organism: Maudiozyma saulgeensis
Lineage: Eukaryota; Fungi; Ascomycota; Saccharomycetes; Saccharomycetales; Saccharomycetaceae
Source: the annotation of a GenBank genome assembly
AUGAGUGAAGAAAACUUAUUUGAGGAUUCUUCAUCCAAACGUCAAUAUGAAAUAACAGAUUAUUCAAAGAAACAUAUAACAUUGGCUCCACAUUUUCUAGGUUUGAAUACAUUAGAUAAAGUUGAAGAAUCUCCUUUGAAAGAUUUCGUGAAGUCUCAUGGUGGUCAUACUGUCAUCUCCAAGAUCCUAAUUGCUAACAAUGGUAUUGCCGCAGUCAAAGAAAUUCGUUCCGUUAGAAAAUGGGCAUAUGAAGCAUUUGGUGAUGAGAGAACAGUUCAAUUUGUCGCCAUGGCUACCCCAGAAGAUCUACAAGCUAACUCUGAAUAUAUUCGUAUGGCAGAUCAAUACGUCGAAGUUCCAGGUGGUACAAAUAACAAUAACUAUGCAAAUGUAGAUUUGAUUGUCGAUGUUGCCGAAAGAACUGACGUUGAUGCUGUCUGGGCUGGUUGGGGUCAUGCUUCAGAAAAUCCACAUCUUCCAGAAAAAUUGGCCGCCUCUAAGAGAAAGAUUAUAUUUAUCGGUCCUCCAGGUAAUGCUAUGAGAUCGCUUGGUGAUAAAAUAUCCUCUACUAUUGUUGCUCAACACGCUAAGGUUCCAUGCAUUCCAUGGUCAGGUACAGGUAUUGACAAAGUCCACGUAGAUGAACAUACAGGUCUAGUAUCAGUUAAUGAUGAUGUAUACCAACAGGGUUGUUGUCAAUCUCCAGAAGAUGGUCUUGCAAAGGCUAAGAAGAUCGGAUUCCCAGUAAUGAUUAAGGCCUCUGAAGGUGGUGGUGGUAAAGGUAUCAGACAAGUUGAACGUGAAGAAGAUUUUAUUCCAUUAUACCACCAAGCAGCUAAUGAAAUCCCAGGUUCUCCAAUCUUUAUCAUGAAACUAGCUGGUAAAGCUCGUCACUUAGAAGUACAAUUACUUGCUGAUCAAUAUGGUACCAAUAUAUCACUUUUUGGUCGUGAUUGUUCUGUUCAAAGACGUCAUCAAAAAAUUAUUGAAGAAGCUCCAGUUACUAUUGCUAAUAGUGACACAUUUGACAAGAUGGCUAAUGCUGCCGUCAGACUAGGUAAAUUAGUGGGUUAUGUAUCCGCUGGUACAGUCGAGUAUCUAUAUUCAAGCGAAGAACAAAAGUAUUAUUUCUUAGAACUGAAUCCAAGACUUCAAGUCGAGCAUCCAACUACCGAAAUGGUUUCCGGUGUUAAUUUACCAUCUGCACAAUUACAAAUUGCUAUGGGUAUCCCAAUGCACAGAAUUAGCGAUAUCAGAGUAUUAUAUGGUAUGAACCCACAUGCUGCAACUGAAAUUGAUUUUGAAUUUAAAACAGAAGCUGCUAAAAAAACGCAAAGAAAACCAGUUCCAAAGGGUCACUGUACCGCUUGUCGUAUUACAUCUGAAGAUCCAAAUGAAGGUUUCAAACCAUCUGGUGGUUCUUUGCAUGAAUUAAACUUUAGAUCAUCAUCCAAUGUUUGGGGUUAUUUCUCUGUUGGUAACAAUGGUGGUAUUCAUUCAUUCUCUGAUUCUCAAUUUGGUCAUAUUUUUGCCUUUGGUGAAAACAGACAAAUGUCUAGGAAACAUAUGGUGGUGGCGUUAAAGGAACUAUCUAUUAGAGGUGAUUUCAGAACAACCGUUGAAUAUUUGAUAAAACUAUUAGAAACCGAAGAUUUUGAGGAAAACACAAUUACAACUGGUUGGUUAGAUGAUUUGAUCUCACACAAGAUGACCGCUGAAAAACCCGAUCCAACACUGGCUGUUAUUUGUGGUGCCGCUACCAAGGCAUUCAUCGCCUCAGAGUCAGCCCGCAUGGAAUAUAUAGCACAACUUAAAAGAGGUCAAGUUCCAGCUAAGACAUUACUUGAAACAAUGUUCCCUGUUGAAUUUAUCCAUGAAAACAAAAGAUACAAAUUUACUGUUGCUAAGUCUGCUGAUGAUUCAUAUACCCUAUUUAUUAACGGCUCCAAAUGUGAAGUUCGUGCUGUAAAACUUUCCGACGGUGGUUUACUAAUAUCGGUAGGUGGUCAAUCUCAUACAAUCUAUUGGAAGGAAGAAGCCCAAGCUACAAGAUUAUCCAUCGAUUCUAUGACUACUUUGCUUGAGGUUGAAAAUGAUCCAACCCAAUUACGUACACCAUCCCCAGGUAAAUUGGUUAAAUUCUUAGUUGAAAAUGGUGACCAAAUUAAGGCUGGCCAAGCCUAUGCUGAAAUCGAAGUUAUGAAAAUGCAAAUGCCAUUAGUUUCCCAAGAGAAUGGUGUUAUACAACUAUUAAAACAACCUGGUUCUACUAUUGCUGCUGGUGAUAUUAUUGCUAUGCUUGCUCUAGAUGAUCCCUCAAAGGUUAAACAUGCUCUACCGUUCGAAGGUAUGCUACCAGAAUUAGGAUCUCCAAUGGUCGAAGGUACGAAGCCAGCAUACAAAUUUAAAUCAUUGGUAUCUACUCUACAAAACAUAUUGAAGGGUUAUGACAACCAAGUUAUCAUGAAUGCAUCAUUACAACAAUUAAUUGAGGUUUUAAGAGACCCAAGAUUACCAUAUUCUGAAUGGAAGUUAAGCAUAUCUGCUCUACACUCUAGAUUACCAAUGGCGCUUGAUGAAAAACUAGGCAAACUUGUUGAUCGUUCUAGCAACAGAAAUGCAAUCUUCCCUGCAAAACAACUACAUAAGAUGAUGGAAGACGCUGUUAAAGAAGGUGGAGCAGACCCAUUAUUAGCAACAAUUAUUGAACCAUUAACUGAUAUCACUAACCGCUAUUCUAAUGGUCUAGAAGCUCAUGAACAUUCUGUCUUUGUUAAGUUUUUGGAAGAGUAUUACAGUGUUGAAAAGUUAUUUAGUUCCCAUGGAAACCGUGAAGAGAAUGUUAUUCUGAAAUUACGUGAUGAAAACUUAGACUCCUUAGAUAAAGUUGUUGAGAUUGUAUUGUCCCAUGCUAAAGUAUCUGCCAAAAACACAUUGAUUCUUGCGAUCCUAAAACAUUACCAACCAAUUUGUAAAAUGUCUUCCACUGUUGCCCACAUUUUUAGCAAACCAUUAAGUCAUAUUGUUGAACUGGAAUCUAAAUCUGCUGCCAAGGUUGCACUACAAGCAAGAGAAAUUUUGAUUCAAGGCGCUUUACCUUCUGUCAAAGAGAGAACUGAACAAAUUGAACACAUUUUAAGAUCCUCAGUUACAAACACAUCUUAUGGUGACCUAACUCCAAAACUAUCUGAACCAAAUUUAGAUAUCUUAAAGGACUUAAUCGAUUCCAACUACGUUGUUUUUGAUGUUCUACUACAAUUCCUAUGUCAUGAGGAUCCUGUUAUUGCUACUGCUGCUGGUCAAGUUUAUGUCCGUCGUGCAUACAGAGCCUAUACCGUUGGUGAAGUUAAAACACAUGGCAUUAAAGAUUCAUCAGUGAACCCUCUAAUUGAAUGGAAAUUCCAACUACCUUCUGCCGCUUUCUCAUCCAUUCCACAAGUUAAAAGUAAGAUUGGUAUGAAUAGAGCCAUGUCCGUGUCUGAUUUGUCAUACGUUGUGGAUAAUGAACAUGCUCCAUUAAGAACUGGUAUCCUAGUUGCUUCUGAACAUUUAGAUGAUGUCGAUACUUGUUUGGCUCAAGGUCUAGAGGUUAUCCCUGAACAUGUUGCUGCUAGCAAUGGUCCUGCUCCGGACAGAUCUGGUAAUUCGUCUUCUUUGAGUAACGUCGUUAAUGUUUGUGUUGCUAGUACAGAAGGUUUUGAAUCCGAAAAGGAUAUUCUUUCUAGAGUUCAUGAAAUUCUUGAUCUGAAUAAACCAGAUUUAAUCAAAUCUGCUGUGCGUCGUAUUACAUUUAUGUUUGGUUUCCCAGAUGGUACGUAUCCAAAGUAUUACACUUUCAAUGGUCCAAAUUAUCAAGAGAAUCAAACAAUCCGUCACAUUGAACCAGCAUGCGCUUUCCAAUUAGAAUUAGGAAGAAUGUCUAACUUUAACAUAAAGCCAAUCUUUACUGAUAACAGAAAUAUCCACGUCUACGAAGCUGUUAGUAAAACAUCAGCUCUAGAUAAGAGAUUCUUCACAAGAGGUAUUAUUAGAACUGGUCGUAUCCGUGAUGAGAUUUCAAUUCAAGAGUACUUAACCUCUGAAGCAAACAAACUAAUGAGUGACAUUUUAGAUAAUUUAGAAAUUGUUGAUACUUCGAAUUCUGAUUUAAACCACAUUUUCAUUAAUUUUUCUGCUGUCUUUGACGUUUCACCAGAGGAUGUCGAAGCUGCUUUUGGUGGUUUCCUAGAAAGAUUUGGUAAGAGAUUACUAAGACUUCGUGUCUCAGCUGCUGAAAUUCGUAUCAUUAUUCAAGACCCUCAAACUGGUGCUGCUGUUCCAUUACGUGCUUUAAUUAACAAUGUCUCCGGCUAUGUCGUUAGAUCUGAAUUAUACACAGAAAUCAAAAAUGCGAAGGGUGAAUGGGUUUUCAAGUCUCUUGGUAAGCCAGGCUCUAUGCAUUUAAGACCUAUUGCAACACCUUACCCUGUCAAGGAAUGGUUACAACCAAAACGUUAUAAGGCACAUUUGAUGGGUACUACAUAUCUAUAUGACUUCCCAGAAUUGUUUCACCAAGCUGCUAUUACUACAUGGGAAAAACACAAUUCUAAAAGUUCUGCAAAGGAAUUAUCUUCUAUUAAAGACAGAGAUGACUUAUUUGUUUCUCACGAAUUAAUUGAGGAUGAAAAUGGUGAAUUGACUGAGGUCGAAAGGGAACCUGGUGCCAAUACUAUCGGUAUGGUUGCUUUUAAAGUUACUAUGAAAACACCCGAAUAUCCAAGAGGUCGUCAAUUCGUUAUUGUUGCUAACGACAUUACAUUCAAGAUUGGUUCAUUUGGUCCACAAGAAGAUGAAUUUUUCAACAAAGUUACAGAAUAUGCCAGAAAGAGAGGUAUUCCAAGAAUUUAUCUAGCUGCCAAUUCUGGUGCUAGAAUCGGUAUUGCCGAAGAAUUAAUUCCACUAUUCCAAGUCGCAUGGAAUGACCCUGCUGUCCCAGCUAAGGGAUUUGAAUAUUUAUAUUUGACAAAGGAUGGUAUGGACACAUUAAAGAAUUAUUCUAAAGAGAAUUCUGUUAUCACUGAACGUAUUGUCGAAGAAGGUGAAGAAAGAUAUGUUAUCAAAUCUAUUAUUGGUGCUGAUGAUGGUCUAGGUGUCGAAUGUUUAAGAGGUUCUGGUUUAAUUGCUGGUGCCACAUCAAGAGCAUACCAAGAUAUUUUCACAAUUACAUUAGUUACCUGUAGAUCUGUUGGUAUCGGUGCUUAUUUGGUAAGAUUAGGUCAAAGAGCAAUUCAAAUUGAAGGUCAACCAAUUAUUCUAACUGGUGCCCCUGCUAUUAACAAGGUUUUAGGUAGAGAAGUUUAUUCUUCUAAUUUACAACUUGGUGGUACUCAAAUCAUGUACAAUAAUGGUGUUUCUCAUUUAACUGCGUCUGAUGAUUUACAAGCUGUUGAACAAAUUAUUAAAUGGUUAUCCUAUGUGCCUGCUAAACGUAAUAUGCCUGUUCCAAUUCUAGAAACCGAAGAUAAAUGGGAUAGAGCCAUUGAUUAUAGACCAACUGUUAAUGAACAAUAUGAUGUUAGAUGGAUGAUUGAAGGUCGCCAAUGUGAGAAUGGUGAUUUCGAAUAUGGUAUGUUCGAUAAAGGUUCAUUCUUUGAAACAUUAUCAGGUUGGGCUAAGGGUGUUGUUGUUGGUAGAGCCCGUCUUGGUGGUAUUCCAAUCGGUGUUAUUGGUGUUGAAACAAGAACUAUUGAAAAUGUCAUUCCAGCUGAUCCAGCUAAUCCAGACUCUACAGAGACUGUUGUUCAAGAAGCUGGUCAAGUAUGGUAUCCAAAUUCUGCUUUCAAGACAUCUCAAGCCAUUAAAGAUUUCAAUCAUGGUGAACAAUUACCAUUAAUGAUUUUAGCUAAUUGGAGAGGUUUCUCUGGUGGUCAACGUGAUAUGUAUAAUGAGGUAUUAAAGUAUGGUUCAUUUAUUGUUGAUGCUUUAGUUGAUUACAAACAACCAAUUUUCAUUUAUAUCCCACCAACAGGUGAAUUAAGAGGUGGUUCUUGGGUCGUCGUUGAUCCAACCAUUAACAGUGAUCAUAUGGAAAUGUAUGCUGAUAAGGAUUCUCGUGCAGGUGUCCUUGAACCUUCAGGUAUGGUUGGUAUUAAAUAUCGUAGAGAGAAAUUAUUAGCCACAAUAACCAGAUUAGAUUCCACAUACAAAGAAUUAAAAGAAAAAUUAUCCAGUAAGAGUUUAACUAAUGAAGAACAUCAAAAGAUUUCAAUUCAAUUAGCAGAACGUGAAAGAAUGUUAAUUCCAAUUUAUAAUCAAAUUAGUGUUCAAUUUGCUGAUUUACAUGAUAGAUCAUCUCGUAUGUUAAAGAAAGAUGUUAUUAAAGCUGAAUUAAUAUGGGAAGAAUCACGUCGUUAUUUCUUCUGGAGAUUAAGAAGAAGAUUAGAUGAAGAAUAUUUAUUAAGAAGAUUAGAUCAAGAAUUAACUCAAGCUUCAAGAUUAGAAAAGAUUGCUAGAAUUAGAUCAUGGUAUCCAACCUCUGUUAAUGUCGAUAAUGAUAAAGAAGUUGUUACAUGGAUUGAAGAACACUAUGAUAUUCUUGAAGAAAAAUUAAAAUCUUUAAAAUUAGAAUCAUUUGCAUUAAAUUUAGCUAAAAAUAUUAGAAAUGAUCAUGAUAAUAGUAUGAAGGGAUUAGAAGAAGUUGUUCGUAUGUUAAGUACCUCAGAUAAAGCAAGAUUAAAUGCUAUUAUUAAUCCAGAACAAAAAUCCUAA